AUGACACGCGACCGCUUUCAGCAUAUUCGGGCACUGCAAUUUCACGCGCCGGAUCCAGUCACAUUCAAGUCCGUGCGUGACCCGCUUUACCGCUGCAGAUGGCUGCUGCAGCAUUUUCAAAAGCGCUUCGCAGAUACGGCGGUGCCUUUGGGUGCUAGCAGUCUCGAUGAGAUCUCGGUGCGCACCAAAGCGCGUAGUCGAGCGCGGACGUGCAUGCCAUCAAAACCAGACAAAUACAGUCUUCGGUUCUAUGCGGUGAUCGGGUGGGAUGCGCUGUACGUCCACUCUCUUUGGGACAAUGGGUCAGGUAAUGCUACCCGGUCUACCCCUGCCCAACGGUACACAGAGCUGUUUCCGUCACUCCGGACGCCUCUGUACAACACGCUAUCGCUACCAGAAAUCAAUAUUGAGCCGAAAUCAGCUACAUCCCUGUGGGUGGCUAUGGCCGGUCACCAAACAAGAACCUACCGAUCCCCCAGUGGCCGACGUCUACUGAUAUCCGACAACUUUUACACACGCCAUACUUACGCCCGCGCCAUCAGUGCAUUUACGGACGACGAGGUUAGACUGCUGGGGACGGUACGCAUGAAUCUCCUAAGGAGCACGAAUCCUACCCGGCGCCGCGAGAAGCGCUUGCAUAUGUCCGUCUUCACGUGGUUACUGGACAUCUCUAUCAUCAACACGUACGCACUGGAACGUGUCAUUGGUGGCUCGGCAUCAGCACGCGUGACACUUCGAGAGUUCAAACGCGAAAUCGCUGACAAACUGACGCGCAAUGAAAAGACCCUGAAGCAACAGCGAGACCGGCGACAGCAAAAACGGAAAGCUGGCGCACUGGACGAAGCCGUUGGCAGCGUGGAUUCACUCCAUAUAAUCACUCCAAAUUCGACAGAACAUAGCAAUGGGAAGCUGACGUGCUACUUGUGUAGCCUGCGGGGGAUGGCAAAAAAAGCAAAAUACGGGUGCACCAAGUGCGAACGCGGCUUUCAUGUCGAAUGUUUCAGAGCCUUUCAUUACGAGGGUGCCUUUCGCUCCAACGCACCCCAGCUGCAGGAUGCUUUGGAAGCUAUUGCGCGCGCGCCGACGGGUGAUCCUGUCGCAUUCACGAGAAAGCGUAGUAACAGAACGAUUAGACCCAUUAGUGAGCGGAAGCUACCGUAG
Molecule: messenger RNA, 1161 nt
Organism: Phytophthora sojae
Lineage: Eukaryota; Oomycota; Peronosporomycetes; Peronosporales; Peronosporaceae
Exons: 2
Coding region: 1-1161 (386 amino acids)
Source: RefSeq, a predicted model, not a curated record